AUGUGGUAUAAUUCUGGCGGCUCAUACACUAGCAUCUUAACUGAUUCUGCAGUUGACACUAUGGGAACGUUGCAUUCACGUUAUUGUGGCCGCAGACCAGAUUGUGAUGGAUUAGUGGAGAGUCAAAACAGUUCGCUUAUAUCAAAUGUAUCAAGUAAGAUUUGUUGUGAAUGGUGCUCUUGUGAUUUGUCUACAUGUAUCAAUUACACUAACGUAGGUGAAUUAAACUGUUGUCCAGAAGUGCUUAAUCUAGUGGACAAUAUUUUCGAAAUGAACAGAUGCAUUCAUCCUCAACUUAAACCUUGGCACCCAGAUACUGGUAUACAACCUGCCAUAGUCAUGACUGAUAAAUGCGCUCAUUCUGAAGCUCCUCUAGAUAUUAUAGACAAAUGUGAACGUAGCACGACUUACAGCAAUUUGGAUACAAAGAUACCAGUGUCUUUUAUUUCGUAUGAUGACGUCAUCACAUACCGUAACCGUUACUGCGCUUAUUGCCACAAUUUGGAUGACGUUCAUCUGACUUACUGGAGACCAAAAAUUGACUGCUUCCAGCAAACAUUUGAUAUCACUGUACUUCCUCUGAACCAAAUUGUUGAAGAGGUACAGAAGUCUGAAAACUGUAAAUUAUAUUUUAUCCCCCCUGCAAACGUGCACCCAUCAUAUUUACAAAAAUGUGGCGGGAACAUUAUUUCAGAAUGCAAUAUGACUGGUCUUUGGAGAGAGUACGACCAUGUGAUGGCCACUGCGUGUUCGGCAUACUACUCGGAGUUUCAAAGUGCUUACAGAAAUAUAUUUUGCUACAUAUGCAACACUGGGCAUGAUUACGAGGCUAAUAUUCCAGUGUGCAUCAGACACGACCAUACUUUUGUUUCCUUUUCCCUCGUGUUGAAGUUUAUACCAUCUGAGAGUCAAAACAAUGAUCAGAAGACAGAUGAGUUUGAAUGUAACAAUGCUAGUAUCUACGAUCUAGUUCAGGAGAAAUGUCUAGCAGUUAAAUGUCUGUUGUCUCAGGCAUAUGUCGACGGAGAAUGUCAGCAAGUUGCCGAGAGGAUUGGAGGAUUUGAGUACAAUGUGUUUCUGAAAGUAACACCAGUUAAAAGCAUUGUUUAUAACUAUGAUGUUGAGGCUGCCUUUAAAUCCUUUUUAAACAAAUGGCUUAGAAAAGCAGGGUUGGAACCUUUCAUUUCGGACUUACAAAUAUCGUGCCGAAAACUUUCAAAUACACAACCAUUCAGUUAUAUCAUAAUUGAAUAUUUCUCGGUUUAUCUUUUAUUAGGUAUGACGGCAUUUUAUUUUGAAACGUACAUGGCAGGCUUUCUGCCUGUCAAAUGGCUCCUCGAACAACACAACCGAAAUCUAUCAGUAAAUGUUAGUGAUACAGAACUUUUCUUAUUCAUUGUACAGUUCGAUACUGGUGACCUUUUAACAAAUGAUACGGGUAUUUCAACGGAAGAAUUUGAACACUAUGUUCCAACACUUCUACCAGUUUUUCUCUGUCCAGUUGUUGAAUUAAACACUUCUUUUUAUAACGUAACAUAUAACACGAUCGGUGUCUUCAUCAAGGAAUAUGAUACUGAAAUCAGAAGAAGCGAGUACAUAAAGACUAAUUCAAGUGUAAUUAUUUGUACAGAAACAUUUAGGCUCCUCACUGAAGCUAAGAGGCUGAAACCAAAACCAACACAGAAAAAUGAUGAAAUGAAUUCAGCGUUGCAAAACACUCCUCAAGGAAUCUUAUCUCUUGUUUGUUCAAGCUUUUCUAUUGUUUGUUCAGCUAUAACUCUCAUUGUUUAUGUGCGAAUAAAAAGCAUUCGUACGCAGCCUGGGAUAAACAACAUAAGUCUGAUUAUGUGCCUAAUUUGUGCACAAGCGUUCUUUCAGUUUGGCAUUGGGCAAUCCGAAAAUACUCCCCUAUACAUAUGUAGCCUACUUGGGGUUCUUAUCCACUACUUUUGGCUUGUAACAAUUCUUUGGAUGAAUGUAUGUUCUUUUCAUAUGUUCAGGGUAUUCUGUCAGUUACGUAGUGUAGAUCAUACUCAGAACGUUCUUAGAACCACGUGUUUCUACUGGUUCUACACUUUAUCCGCCGCGCUGGUCCCUAUUCUUGUUAAUAUUGUCGUUAUGUAUGUGACAAGUGGAGUAAUUGGUUACGGUGGAAAAUUGUGUUAUAUAUCAGAAUACAAAAUGGUUGGGUAUUGCUUUUCCCUCCCUGUUGCAGUUGUUAUUAUAGCAAAUCUUUUUAUGUUUCUUGUUACGAUACAAAGAAUUAGUAGUCAACCGGAAGUGAACAAAGAGCGUCGAGAAGAGAAAAAAUAUUUACUUAUAUAUGCGAAAAUGUCUACUCUGACAGGAGCUACUUGGAUAUUUGGAUUUUUGUACUUUUUCACCAACUUUUCCGCGUUUGAAUACAUAUUCAUCAUCUUAAACGCCGGUCAAGGUAUAUUUCUGUUUCUAUCGUUUGUCUGUAACGCACGUGUUAUGAGGUUGCUUAGAAAAACGGAUCAAAACGAUGCAAACUUGUCGUAA
Mercenaria mercenaria is the source of this 2523-nucleotide messenger RNA. RefSeq lists its product as uncharacterized. Bases 1 to 2523 code for a protein of 840 amino acids. Gene Ontology annotation, biological process: G protein-coupled receptor signaling pathway; cell surface receptor signaling pathway. Gene Ontology annotation, molecular function: G protein-coupled receptor activity. Lineage: Eukaryota; Metazoa; Mollusca; Bivalvia; Venerida; Veneridae. Gene Ontology annotation, cellular component: membrane. The record is from RefSeq and is a predicted model, not a curated record. The transcript is spliced from 2 exons.